Cannabis sativa is the source of this 1726-nucleotide messenger RNA. Its product is annotated as calcineurin B-like protein 3. Lineage: Eukaryota; Viridiplantae; Streptophyta; Magnoliopsida; Rosales; Cannabaceae. The transcript is spliced from 10 exons. Gene Ontology annotation, molecular function: kinase binding; calcium ion binding. The record is from RefSeq and is a predicted model, not a curated record. Gene Ontology annotation, biological process: calcium-mediated signaling. The coding region runs from base 539 to 1219 and encodes 226 amino acids.
UCUAAGAAUUUUAUUUUUAAUUUUUAUCUUCGUUUUGAUAUGCUAAAUUAUUAAUAUAAAAUUAUUUUACCUAGCUAGCUUCAUUAAAAAAUAAAAUGAAAAGAUAAUAAUUAAAAUAAUAAUAUAAUCAAUCUCAAUCAUUCACCUGCUUAAAAGGAAGGGAGAGAGAGUCAAGAAUCUUCGUCCAUUAUAUUUGAUUAUUUUUAUUAGUUUGAGAUAAAAAUAUCAGCGGAAUAUGUCGGGGAAUCUCGAGUCUUCUUUUUCAUCGUGCUUGUUAUCAUUACCAGCCUUGAUGAUUUUCUCUCCCAGUUUAUGGUUUCUCUGAAAGGCUACAGAAGGAAGCACACAGUUUUUGUUGGUUACAUGAUAGGACAUUGUGUGUAGUUUUAUCUCAGUCAUCAAGUGGCUCUUUGUGGUAUUGCCAUUUUGCAUGUUUGUUGCUGUGAUAUAUGAGGAAAGGGAGAAUGUUGGAUUGCUAAUGACUACUUGAAUCGUUUUAACAAAUUUGUAUGGAGUGUGCUGACAUCUGGAAAAGAUCAUGGUGCAGUGCUUAGAAGGAUUGAAGCAUUUGUGUGUCCAAGUGGUUAAUUGUUGUGAAGCUGAAGGAUGUAAACAACCAAGGGGUCUAGAAGAUCCAGAAGUUCUAGCAAGGGAGACAGUCUUUAGUGUCAGUGAAAUAGAAGCUUUGUACGAGCUGUUCAAAAAAAUUAGUAGUGCAGUAAUUGAUGAUGGGUUGAUUAAUAAGGAGGAAUUUCAACUUGCAUUGUUCAAGACUAACAAAAAAGAAAGUUUAUUUGCAGAUCGGGUAUUUGACUUGUUUGAUACAAAGCAUAAUGGGAUACUAGAUUUUGAUGAGUUUGCUCGUGCUCUCUCUGUCUUUCACCCUAACGCACCAAUUGAUGAUAAAAUUGAAUUUUCCUUCCAAUUGUAUGACCUCAAACAGCAGGGUUUCAUUGAGAGACAAGAGGUAAAGCAAAUGGUAGUGGCUACGCUUGCUGAAUCUGGCAUGAAUCUGUCAGAUGAUGUUAUUGAGAGUAUUAUUGACAAGACCUUCGAGGAAGCAGAUACCAAACACGAUGGGAAGAUUGACAAGGAAGAAUGGAGAAGCCUUGUGUUGAGACAUCCAUCCCUUUUGAAGAAUAUGACUCUUCAAUACCUCAAAGAUAUCACCACUACAUUCCCAAGUUUUGUGUUUCAUUCACAAGUGAACGAUUCCUGAAAUGUGAGACAAAUCAAGUUUGAGAGUAUAUAUUGGGGAAGGGAAUGCUUUGGUUUGUUGAGACAAUUGUCAUUUUUUGUGCAGAAAAACUACAAAUUGACAAAUGUCGAUUGUGACUGUUGUCUCUUUGAUUUGGAUUUUUAAUUGCUAAAACACUUAUUUUGGUUGGUUAGAUGAGGCUCUUCAGCUUUGACCACUGGGUUGUGCAUGUUUGUUUGUGUGUAGCAGCUGAUCGGGGAUCAAACGAACUUGGCCCCUGUAUUUGCAUGCCAUUGUAUGUUUUUAAGGGAAAAUAUUGGUUUUUGGCUCAGGCUCAGGCUCUCACGCCCCACUUUUGUGUAACAUCUUUUAAUUGUUUUUUUCCUUCUAAAAUUUGUAAAGCCACCUCCCUCUCUCUUUCUUAUUUUUCUUUCAUUAUGUUUGGGCUCUUUUCCUGUAAUAACUAAAUUUACAGCCAAUCGUGGUUAGUCGAUUGGGAAUAAUGAAUUUAAUAUUUCUUUCUUUUAA